Molecule: messenger RNA, 4479 nt
Organism: Temnothorax curvispinosus
Lineage: Eukaryota; Metazoa; Arthropoda; Insecta; Hymenoptera; Formicidae
Exons: 6
Coding region: 1948-4170 (740 amino acids)
Source: RefSeq, a predicted model, not a curated record
GCAAAGUGCUAAAACACACUUUCGUAACGAUAAUGAUAUUGCACUACCUGCAGACACGAUGCGUUCACGAUGCGAUCAUAAAUAAACAUAGUUCAACAAACGUUUGAUACGACGAUACGAAGAAAUUAUUAAUGCAAAUAGAAGUACUUUUCUACUUUGCAGCGAUGCAUUCCGAGCGAAUUACCGUUUAAAUGCUUCUCUAUUUUUAGUUGUCCGCGCUAAGACGCGUCUUGAGUUCACUACUUGCACCUUUCUUCCUCGUAAUAUUCCUCGAGCGCUAUCUCGUAACUCGUUUGUCCCGCAAACACGUGUAUUCAAAACGUGUCAUUAUCGCAUCCCGCGUAUGUGUACUACCGCGCGAAUUUUUUUUACGCGCGCUCGAAGAAAUUACAUUUGCUAAUUGCGAUAUGGUACAGCAGAGUCACGUUGCUCGCAGAACGUUCGCUUCAUUACGAUCGAACGAAAUUAUAAAUAAUUUUGUAAAUACACCGUCUUAAUUAGAGCUUCGAAUUUAAGAUUUCGAAGGUAGAUGAUCGAUCUCCUGGUAGCAAAUGAAGAAACGAUGAAAUCGCUACUUCGAAUAGGUCAGCGACACUCGGUCUUAUCAUAAUCAUCUGGGUUAUAGAGCAGGAAACAUAUCCUAUCGUUUCCUUUAUUUACGUUGCUCAUCGAUAAAGUUGCUCGCGAAUAAAUACACUUUUAGAAUUUUAAUUUAUCCUUGCACUCUUGGAAACAAACUGUUAUUUGAGCAGCCUGAUUGCAGCUGAAAAUUGCAUUAUCAACUUGAUUUUUCUCGAUGUACUCCGUUUUUUCGCUCCCGGCAUCUUAGUACAGUUAUUUACUGUACAUGUAUUCGUGGCAGUCGUCACGAGCCGCUUUAAUAGGUCGUGCGAUUAUAAAAUCUUUCACGCUUGCGUUCACGUACGUGAUUUAUCGUAGUUUAUAAGGUCUCUUCCGGUCAUGGAAGUCUCCAUUCAAGGGAGAAUACCGCUACCCAUCAGAUACGUAUACAAAGCUGUUGACGAAAGGCUUAGCAAAGGGUGGCGACAAAGUAGGAAUUAGACCGCUCGUUCCCUGGCACUCCUAUCUUCAAUACUCAAACUUUUCUUUGUCAUAAAAUUAGUAUUAGACAACGUCUCAAGUACAAUGUGAUUCGCAACUUUGAGGAUUACGAAUAACUAAGAUACAGUAUAAGUUAUUAGCGAACAUAUGCACAUAUCGCAGGCAUUCCAUUUAACAGUGCUUUCAAGCGAGCUAGAGGCAGAUUGGUGAGGUCGAUGCGGACUUUCUAAACGCCCUGUAUACGAACGACUUCCCUACCGAUGGUAGGGGGACCGCAGGCCUCUCUCUCUCGAACGUACUGGCCCCAUCCGUGUGUUCGAGGCUUACAAUGGCUGCCGUGUAAGCCGACGUGCUGCGUGCCUUAAGUAUUAAUCGUCCUCAAUUUUCCCGACUUAAUUUGCCGGCUGAGAGACGUCCACGAAAAAAAAAUGCGCGAUGCCCCGCCGCGGUGGUACCAUUCGACGCGAGUCCGUGCGACUGCGAGCUCCGAUAGACGACGCCCGCGUCCUGACGUACCAUCAUCAUCAUCAUCAUCACCAUCAUCAUCGCGUGUGUCGUUGACGCUUCUCGGCGAAAACACAGUGGUCGGCAGGACGCGUGCGAUCGUGCCCGGGCGCAUCACGUCGUCGCAAGACUGCAGUUGUUAAACUCUCGCGAGAAUCUCGACAACCGAAGCGAACGUUUUGUGCUUGAUACUCAGUGUCGUGAAGUAUCACUCGUUAGACUGGUGUACGCAAUGUUGUUAUGCACAUGCUCUGCUCCGCUUGAAAAAGGCUGCGACUUAGGAACAUAAAUACGGUGCUAUGGCAGUCGCGUGAUCGGCGUUUCGAAAACCGGCUAUGCUGCUGUAUUUAUGAUUCGGCCGCGGGUCUCGAAGGAGAAACGAUGGCAACGGAAGUAGAGGAGACCCCGGUGGGGUCUCCUUGGUACGGCAAGGUUUUCGAGUGCUGGAGGAAUCGUUACCGAGUCAGUCCCGGCAGAAUCGAGCUGCCCGACUGCGAUUUCUUUAUCGUGGCACCGCGACGCACGCUGCGCGUACUCAGGCCGACCCUGAGGAGCGGCUGGUACUACGAGAGUACGGCGGUCGACCGGCCGGAGUCGGUCAACGACAAUUUCUUCAAUCGAUGGGCCAGGAGGCCGCAUCCGUCCGGAAACUGCAGGUGCUCCUUCCGCCAGUCCGCCGGCGCGCUGAGCACCACCGAAGAGCGAAUAAUAUCCGCGGAAUUGAAUCGCAUCCGAACGAGCCUCUGCGAGGCCGAGAAAAACGCGCGCGGCAUCGAGGAACUGGAGCAACGACUCUCGCUGAAUCUGCAAAAGUUACGGGGCAACUCGGAACUUGACGAUCGCGCGAACGAGACGACGACGGUGUCUUCGACGGAUCGUCAGCCGUUUGAACACAGCGCGAAGCAACAAAUUGUCAAGGAUUUGGAAAGGUAUAUCAAUACACUUCUGGAAGAGGUGCUGGACGAUACCGUUAAACAUAUAACUGAUGCAGAAAAGAAUACUGUUCAACAUUCUUGGCAGCGAACGAAAAAUAAUUUUAUAAGAUCGCAACCUGAUAAAUCCAAAGAGAAAAUAUCGACGAAGAAGGACAGAGAUGACACCUUUCGAAUCGAUAUUAAUCCCCGUCUCCUAGCGGAUAAGACGCAAGAACAAUGGACUACAGAAAAUGACUGUAAAAGGCAAUUCGCUAAAGUUUCAAUGGGCGAGGGUUACGUGAAUCCUGCUUUCGUCGGUUCGACGGAUGAACUAUCUUCUCUAGAGUUCGAUUGUUCUGCGAGAAAACACACAGGUUUGUACCUUGGAAUACCGACGGAAAACAUUUCUCCAGAAAAAUUGGAUUGCGUGGAUUCCGGAAUAAAUAGCGUAGAGACUAUCGAGUUUCAGCUACCUGAUCAAGAACCCAGCUUCGAGCAGUCUCUUUUACGAAUCAUCGAUGAGAAGUUGGGAAGAGGUCCUUCGACGAAUAACGCGGAGGAGGAUAGUUUCGAGAAAAAUUCGCAAAAAGCGGUUCCAUUAGAAGGAGAACGUGGGACUGACUCCCAGGAUAUUGUACUAACUUCGUCUAAACUUGGGACAUCGUCGACUGAUCCCGAGUGGAAAAUGGAGCGACUGGAAGACACCGUCGACACGGAGACUGAUUUCAAGAAACUACGCCUGGAAUUCCAAAGCAAUGGCAGAGAUUCGUCACCGUACGAGGAAACUCUAUCAAAGAUCGGUGUAAAAUUAAUGGAAAGUCCUCCCAUCGAGCUCAAAGAUUGCAAGAAAUGGAUAGAGUGCGAUGAAAUCUCUUCGCAGAAAAAUACCGAACAAAGUCCUCGCGAUUCGGUAACGCUUCGAAGGAAUAGGAAACCAACGAUAGUUUUCCUACACGGUUUUGGUUCCUCGGCAGAAGUCUUCGAGCAUCAACUGCAGUAUUUCUCUUCCCUCGGUUAUCCCUGUAUCGCUCCCGAUAUGCUCGGGCACGGAAUGAGCUCAGCGCCCGGACGUUCUAGAGAUUAUCAUUUCGGCAAGUUACUCAAGGAUUUGGACGCGGUCCUACAUCAUUACGCUUUCAAACCCGGAGAGAAGUGCGUCUUAGUCGCACAUAAUUACGGAUGCAGCUUUGCUACAGCGUUAGCUUGUAAAUAUGAUAGCAAUAUCCAUCAGCUCGUGCUAAUAUCGGGCGGCGGUCCAACUCCUCUUGCUCCGCCGAGCGCGGAAUGCGCGGGUCAUUGUUGUCUCAGGGCGAUUCUCGCGCCUCUACUAAUGUGCGGUUUUCAUCGAGACAUUCUCUAUUCUGCGCGAGGCCGACAACAUCCUUAUUGCGGUCAAGAAUCGAUAGAGCAAUGGCCUUCGCACAUGAAAUACGUAUUGAAAGGCAUGAACUGGCCGCAGGGUGACUAUGCCUUCCACCGGAAGAUAUGCACACCUACGCUUCUGGUGCACGGACUAAGAGACAACAAAGUAUCGCUAGUACAAGAGUGUCAAAUGGAAAGGACAAUGGUGAAGGCUUUCCUCGAAGCUAUUCCAAUGGCUGGUCAUAGUCCAAUGACUGAAUGUCCCCAACAACUGAAUCACAUGAUACAUUGUUUUAUAGAUUUGUGGAAGAACAAAAAAUGGCAGUAGUAACAUCCUGAUUCUAGAAAUAAUGUCUAGAAUGCUGUAUUAUAUCGAAAUUGAUUCAAGCGAUUAACAAACUGCUUAGCAAUUAGUUUAAUCAUCAGUCGGAUAUAAUAUUUAACGUUUAAUUAUCAGUCAGAUAUAAUAUUUAACUAAAAAAUAAGAUACUUUAUAAUUCAAGAAGACUCAAUUCGGUCGAACGAUACGAUAAAUCAAUGAAGUUCGUGUGGCCUCGUAAAAAUGUGCCAAGUUUUAUACAGAGAUAUACAGAAAAAAUGUACAGAUAAAAUAAAUACAAAAUGUCUCAUUUGUCUA